Molecule: messenger RNA, 2754 nt
Organism: Mucor velutinosus
Lineage: Eukaryota; Fungi; Mucoromycota; Mucoromycetes; Mucorales; Mucoraceae
Exons: 8
Coding region: 1-2754 (917 amino acids)
Biological process (GO): mitochondrial translation; leucyl-tRNA aminoacylation
Cellular component (GO): mitochondrion
Molecular function (GO): ATP binding; aminoacyl-tRNA deacylase activity; leucine-tRNA ligase activity
Source: RefSeq, a predicted model, not a curated record
AUGUCGAUACUAUUAAAGGCCCAUUUGACAAGGAACGUCAGUCGACAUAUACCAGCCACCCUGUACGUGGGCACUAGCUCUAGAUACUAUGCAACACAACAACAACAGCAACAGCAACAGCGUAAAUUGCCCUUGGAUUUCAGCGCUAUAGAGACCAAAUGGCAGACUCGUUGGAAGGAGAAUGCCAAAACACCCAAGCCUGUAGAUACAAGUAAACCCAAUUACUACACAUUAUCCAUGUUUCCUUAUCCUAGUGGCAUGCUUCAUAUGGGCCAUGUCCGCGUGUACGCUAUCAGCGAUACCAUUCAGCGAUUUCGUAAAAUGUAUGGCUACAAUGUACUUCAUCCUAUGGGUUGGGAUGCCUUUGGGCUGCCAGCCGAGAACGCAGCUAUUGAACGAGGCAUUCACCCAUCCGAGUGGACUACCAAGAACAUUGCCAUCAUGAAGGAGCAAAUGUCAAAAUUGUGCAUUGAUUUUGAUUGGUCAAAGGAACUGGCUACCUGUGAUCCAGAGUAUUAUCGAUGGACACAGUACAUCUUUUUGGAAUUAUACAAUGCGGGAUUAGCCUAUCAAAAGGAAGCAGUGGUGAAUUGGGAUCCAGUGGAUAAGACAGUGUUGGCCAAUGAGCAAGUGGAUCCAGAAGGGAAAUCAUGGCGCUCAGGUGCAUUGGUGGAGAGAAAGAAGCUCAAGCAGUGGUUUUUCAAAGUAACCGAGUUUGCCGAUGAUUUGUUAAAGGACAUUGACAGACUGGAGAACUGGCCAGACAGAGUUAAGCAAAUGCAGCGCAACUGGAUUGGCAAAUCAACAGGGGCAGAAUUUGAAUUCAACAUUAACUCUGUUGAAUCAAGAGAGCCCAUCAAGGUGUUUACCAGCAGACCCGAUACCAUCUACGGCGUGCAGUACUUGGUGCUAGGACCAGAGCAUCCGCUGGUCAGCAAGGCGAUAUUGCCCAAGGAACAAGCUGAUUCAGUUUUAGGAUUUGUAGAGGAUUUAAAGAAGAAACAAAACAUGGAUGAAGCAGAAGAAAACAAGAAGGGCGUGUUUACUGGUUUGUAUGCCAAGAACCCAUUCACCAAGGAAGAUAUCCCAGUCUAUGUAGCACCCUACGUGCUCUCUGAUUACGGCACAGGCGCUGUGAUGGGUGUUCCUGCUCAUGACAAGCGAGAUUUCGAGUUCUGUAAGGUGAACCAUGUCGUAGAUCAAGUGCGAUUUGUUGUAGAGCCUGCCAUCAAGGAGGUGGAUCAGCCCUUGGACUACAGUUCGCCGUACACAGCUCAGGGCAUCUUGACAGAGGCAUCAGGGCCUUAUAGAGGCAUGAAAUCAGGCGCUGCUGGAAAAGCUAUUUUGAAAGAGGCUCAAAGGAUGGGUGUAGGGCAUCCUGCCACACAGUUUCGAUUAAAGGAUUGGCUCUUGUCAAGACAGAGAUAUUGGGGUGCCCCUAUUCCUGUAAUUCAUUGUCCAACAUGUAAGGUGGUGCCUGUGCCUAAAGAAGACUUACCUGUGCAUCUUCCACUGGAUGUUGAGUUUUCUGGUAAGGGUCAAUCGCCCCUUGCUGGCCGAGAAGAUUGGGUGAAUUGCCAGUGCCCCCAAUGUCAAGGUCCAGCCAAGCGAGAAACCGAUACCAUGGAUACCUUUGUUGAUUCAUCGUGGUACUUUAUGCGAUUCACAGACCCUCACAACAAGACACUGCCAUUUGACCCUGUCAAAGCAUCUGCCUUGUUGCCGGUGGAUAUCUACAUUGGUGGCGUAGAGCACGCUAUAUUGCACUUGCUGUAUUCCCGUUUUAUCACCAAAGCCCUAUUGAAGCAAGGUGCUUUCAACGAGACUCCUGAAAAGAAGCCAGGUCACGGUGAGCCAUUCAAUGUGCUGCUUACACAGGGUAUGGUGCAUGGCCGCACAUUCAAGGAUCCAAAGACCCAACGCUUUUUGAAGCCAGAGGAAGUGGACGCAUCUGACUAUGCAAAUCCCAAGAUGAUCAGCACAGGAGAGGCACCUUUGAUUUCGUUUGAAAAGAUGUCUAAGAGCAAGUACAAUGGUGUGGACCCAGUGCAUGUUGUUAGCGAGUGCGGUGUGGAUGCGACUCGACUCCACAUCUUGUACAAGGCACCACCAUCUGAAGUACUAGAGUGGGAGGAUUCCAGUAUUAUUGGCAUGCAGAGAUGGUUGGCUAAGGUCUUGAAAAUGUCGCAAUCGUUGCCUGCUGAGUCUGGCCAGCCACUGCCCGCCAUGAAUGAUAUGACCAAAGACGAGAGAGAAAUGUACAGAAUCACAAAUCAGACCAUCAAGCAAGUGACCGAUACUUUGACAUCCAACUACUCGUUCAACACAGCCAUCUCUGAUCUCAUCAAGCUGUCAAACCAUGUUUCUUCUUCUGCUACCACUGUGGAACCUACAUCCCCCGUGUACCAACAUGCAGUGCAAUCCAUCGUCAAGAUGAUGGCACCCAUGACACCUGCUAUGAGUGAAGAAUGCUGGGAAGCAGCCAAUCACAACACCCCCUCUGCCAGCGUGUUUGAUGAAGCAUGGCCCACAUUUGACGCAGCAGCAUUAGAAAAGAGCGAACUGGAUUGCAUUAUUCAAAUCAAUGGCAAGACACGAUCCAGCAUCACGAUACCAAAAGAACUGAUUGGUAACACGGCUGAAAUUGAGAGACGUGUGAGAGCGUCCGAUGCUGGCAAAAAAUGGAUCUCUGAUAAGCCUGUUCGAAAAUUGAUUGUAGCCAAGAAGGGUGAAUUGAUUAAUUUUGUGCUUUAG